GACAUAUUUCCUCCGUUCCCACUUCGAGGCUCAUAUCUGCGCGUUCGUCUCACGAUGUGGCGAUUUAUUACACUUUUCUGGGAGUGCGUCGAAGAUGACAUUUACAAAGUUGAAUGCGAAAACUCUAAUCACUUCUUAUUGACGAGGAAUCUUGCCAGGGCCAAGUCAUCCACUACUUGCAUUCAGGGUCGGUUCACGUCAUGUUCCUGGGCAGACACAGGAGUUCAUCGCAGGUAGCCAUGAUGAGCUGGACCUUAAGUCAGAGGCUCGCCACUUUGCAAACGUAUAUAAGACCCCUAGAUGCCUUGACAGUGCCCGUUCCUUUUUACAGCAAUCUGUACGCCAAAGACAUUCAUACGCUUUACAUCUACCUUGCGUAGCUGAUAACGAAUGCGUUUUCACAUAGUAAAGUCUCAGGAAUUAUUUCUCCUACUACUGGCGCAUUCUGUCAAAAAAGUCGCUGGACUCGACUGGACGCAGUGUUUGACCAACAUCAAGGCGAAUGCAAAUGCCACCCAGAGUUUAGCUGGUCUCCUCAAUAGUAACGGAGAUCCUGUGUCGAAUGUUGCUGAUGCGACAACGAUAAGCUACUCUCUGUGUACCUCCUCCUGCGAAACCUUGAAGGGGUGGGAAUCCGGAAGUUUUGAUGUGUCUAUAUUUGCACAAGAUUUCAGCUCAUGGCUACUGCCAUACCUUGCGCUGAUCUCGCAGCUCCCCUUUGGAGCACAGUAUAGACUUGAUAAUCUCAUGGCUGCUGUAUUAACCGUCGGGUCACCGGCACUAGCUGGUUACUCUCUGUUCAUCACCCUCCUCAAUUCUCGAUGGAUCAACCGCCAAUUUAGUCGAUCGGUGGACUAUUCAAAUUCACGAUCAGCAGUCUCUAUCAUCAGUAGCCUCCAGCAAUCACCACUAAGACUGCAUCCCGAUCGCGCAUGCUUCGCAUCUCUCGUUGUGCUUCCGGAAAACGACUUAUGGUGGCAAUAUUUCUCUGAAUUAGUGGACUACACUCAUACGUGGUCCAUUGCAUCUGCGACCUCCAUCGCCUGGGUUGUCGUUGCCUAUAUUCUGUCUAUCGUCAACUCACCAUCAGAUUCUUAUGUAAACGCUCAAGCCGGCGCCGAAUCCACCAGUUCAAUGUGGUUGUGGUUGAUUCCAAUAGUCAUGGGAUGGUUGCAACUCUCCCCAAAAUGCGAUUUCAACCGCUUACAAGCAGCUUAUGAUCGUGCCGACCGACACGCGCGCGCAGCAAUGACAGAUAGACUUAUUGUAACACCACCUGCAUUCGCCCAAAGAGCUUUAACAAUAACUGCUCAGGAGGAGGAUGUCAUGUCUCCAGACGAACUCCUCACACCUCCGGUGUUCAAUUACUCGCGUUCGCUGGAAUGGGCUCAUACAGCACAGAAUAUUUUCCUGAUGUACAAAGCGGCAUCAGAGAAGGCCCGAGACCGUAUUCCUGUCGUCGUCGAGAGUGGGUGGGUCGAGUCUGACGAUCUUAAAUCUAUCCACCCUCGCAAUCGAUGUGGGUCCCCUCAGGAAAUUGCCACGUACUGCGUGCAACCCGGCCAUGCUCGGCGAAGCCACUGGGCACCUGGCAUGUUUACAAGAAUGGUUAUCGCGUCAUGUGCUUCGCUUGCAUUGCAAUGUGGAACAAUCGGAGGAGCCUUUAUGACCGAGUGGUUUAUUCCAACAAUAGGCUUGGGGUGUCGAUCUCUGAGUUACCUCAUUUACGGAGCCCUAUCGAUUGUCAUUUGGAUGAUGCUCCUGACAUCCAGUAUUCUCGCUCACUAUUCUGCAGCUUAUUCUUGUCGAGCAUCGCUGUCUGCACGUGUUGCUCUGGCGUUCUCACACUUGCUGCGAAGGAUGGGAAAACUGUUGGCCAUUGCAAAUUCCCUCUGGGUGGUCUUGACGUGUAUUUUCGCGUAUUCCGACUUCUACGAUACAUGCUUCUGCAAUUCCAAUAUCAUCAGGGGAAAUGUCGAUGCAUACGUUACUAUCAUUGAAACUACAACCCAGGCUACACUGGCCAAGGCGGCCUGGAUCGGCGGCCUCUUCCUAGCGUGUACUUCGGCGUCGGCUUUCGUCGCCCUAGUGAGUCUUUUAUUGGAUACUCUCUCGACAUAACCCUUGUCGCGAGUAAACAUAUUGUGCAGUUAUUCUGACUACUAUGUACUUGGAAGAUAUCCAGCU
Suillus plorans is the source of this 2187-nucleotide messenger RNA. RefSeq lists its product as uncharacterized. The record is from RefSeq and is a predicted model, not a curated record. The transcript is spliced from 4 exons. NCBI's taxonomy places the organism in Eukaryota, Fungi, Basidiomycota, Agaricomycetes, Boletales, Suillaceae. Bases 391 to 2121 code for a protein of 576 amino acids.